Messenger RNA from Suillus paluster, 1676 nucleotides. RefSeq lists its product as uncharacterized. Lineage: Eukaryota; Fungi; Basidiomycota; Agaricomycetes; Boletales; Suillaceae. Gene Ontology annotation, molecular function: DNA-binding transcription factor activity. The record is from RefSeq and is a predicted model, not a curated record. The transcript has 5 exons. Gene Ontology annotation, biological process: regulation of DNA-templated transcription. Bases 423 to 1589 code for a protein of 388 amino acids.
GUACCCCCCACCCCCACACUCUUUAUAUUAGCCUCCUCCGAUUAAUGUGCUUCACAAUCUUUGACGCACAAAUCACAUCACUCUCAUGUUACAUUCUCCUGCACACAUCAUGCAUUGCUCGCGCGACGUCACGCUUCACUCUCAUGAGGCGCGUUCAGAACGCUCCUCAUCGCCAUCCACUAGCAGCAUGACGAGUUCAUGUAGUUCCGAUCCUUCGUGGCUAAUAUCGCCGAGUCACAGUACAGAAGACAUUUUUCAAACGAUCACAAAGGUCAGAAAAAGCUGGAAAACUCUGAAGGGUAAUACUGAGCCUGUAUGGCCACCUUAUCUCGAGGCCACGAUGCUUAAAGCUCACUCAUCUAGGCCUUCAAGAAUAUGAACCCGUUGCCUCGCGGGAAACCCAAAUUUUGGGUCGAUUCCCUAUGCGCAAUCGCUUCAUAUCGGAGUACAUUUACCGCAAGACGGGAAAGCACAGGUCAUCAAAGCAAAUAGGCAGUCGUCUACAACAAUUUAGGGACACAUCCGAGGGACGGGAAUUGAUCGAUUCCCUCACCCGAUGUUAUCUUACGCGGAGUGAAGUCGGCUCGUCACGGAGGUUUUCUCCUCAUAAACAUGGGUUUGAGGGUGAAUCCAAGCCUCCGCUUUCCUAUUUAUCCUCGGACUCUUCAACAAGCGACAGCUCAUCAACCUCCUCAUCCGCUGACUCGCCCAUGUCCUCUGCACGUCAUUACAGCCAAGCCAUGCCAUCAUCUAAACAAAAUAACCUUCCCGAUACGCGUGCUCCAGUAUACAUUGACAUUUUACCAGAGUCUAGCUCACUCUCGAGCUCUUCUUCAUCACGUUCACGUGCACCAUCCUCUUCCGCUACAACCCACCCCUCAUCGAACACACCGCGUCGCAUGAGGGACAUUGAUCCCACCGUAACCUUCGUCUCGCCCUCUGCCGUGGUUGGCAAAUCAUCCUAUAUAGUGUUAUUAGAUGGCGCACCCAUACACAGCGAGGACACGAAACUCGAAUGCGUUGGACCAUAUUUCACCGGUUCUUCCGGUGACGGUCCAUUGCUAUACAGCACAGCUCUAGCUCCCAAGUAUUGGGAGACCUUGUGCAAAUCUCCAGACCCUACCAUAUACACCAUCAUUCAAGAUGUGUACCGUGCUCCAGACCCAACAACUCCUACAAGGUCUUCGGGUCGCCCACGCCCUGUUCUUAUCUUCUCUGCUAUAUACCACUUCAGAUACCCAGUCUCUGCACGCACGCCCCCCUCUUCCAUGUCAUCACACUUUGCAUAUCAAGCCAAUUCACCAGUUCUCGCAAACAAUGCCUAUGCUUAUCCCGAUUCAACCAACCCCAUCCGUCCGCACCCAUUCCAAAACUAUCCUAUGUCUCCGAACCCCUCGGGCCAAGGCUGGCCUCACGCGCACGAAUACAACACGCCAAACCGGCUGGAUGAGCCAUUUAUGUUGGACGUCAACCUGAAUGGCUUCUCCUUCGAUGACUUCAUGACCAACAUUCAUGAAUCGCCUGAGACGACACCAACACAAUCGUCGUCGUCAAGCUUCCCGAAGGACAUCCGUAAUUAUAUCAUGUAAAAAUGUAGUGCGCAUAUAAUCGUAAUAUUGGCAUGUACUGUAUGCUUGCUAUAUUGUAGUCCCCAGUGGGGCCAGCUACUUCCAGAU